AAUUUGUUGUUUUGAAAUGUUUGUGUUAGUUAAAUGGGCGUUUGUAGCCUACCAGGGAGGGAGGGGGCAUCAUCAUCGUUUGUGAGGGCAAAAGUAAAGCGUUCAGCGCCAUAUUCAGUAGGGGCAAGUUACCGGCGGGCAGUACCGAUGUUGAAGAAUGUUCAGGAGUCCUCAGAUCCUGACCCUGACAUGCCCCCUCAGGACCCCCCGGCCUCUGCUGCUCAGGGUGACAGACCCUGCUUCGCCUGAGGCUCCCUCUCUCAUGGCCAGGAGAGGGGUCUCUACCUGCCAGGAGUAUGGACGGAUGAAGAGGAGAGAGGAGACUUCAUCCCUCAAUUCUACCAUUUUUUCACCAAGCUCAGACUGUGAACGUUUCCACAUCACCACCAAAGCUUCAGAUCCCCUCCCUCCAGAAGCUGGUUCUUCAUACCUGCCUCAGGACUUGGUUAAAGAUCCCCCCUGCCAGUUUGGAGUCUGGGGUACAACUCUAUGUGAACACUCAAAACAAAACCCUGACUGUUCAAAUGACGUCCAGUGCCUUCACUACAACAGAAGGCCAGCAGACGAUAGUCCUCAACCAUUCACACCCAACUCUGUAAUAUCCAGUAUUAGACUGAAAUCGCACAGUCCCUUUCAAAGCCGUCCUUUUCCCAAACACACUUCCCUCAAACCGCUGCUUGUUUCCUCUGUACCUCAACCAUGGACAAUGGAGCUCCAGAGGGCGCUCCUCUCCAGCCCCCUCACCCCCCGCCUGUCCUUGCCCCAGACCAGAGCAAUCCACCUGGCUGCUGCCCGCAAGGAGGCAGCCCUGAGGGAGUGCCUGUCCCUGGAGAACGAGGAGCGGUGUCGCCAGAGCCUGGGGGCCAACCUGGGUCUGUACGAGGGGGAGAGGGUCCGGAAGGGAGGCCGGGGCCAGGGGCGCUGGGCGUCUGUGCUGGUGUCUCUGUGCUCUGUUGAGGGCCAGCCAGCCUUCCUGUUCACCCUCAGGUCCAGCACACUUAAGGGCAGACACAAGGGAGACGUGAGUUUUGCAGGUGGCAAAGGGGACCCGUCGGACCGGGACGUGGUCGACACAGCACUGAGGGAAGCAAGAGAGGAACUUGGUGUUACCGUGACAACAGAUAGUGUGUGGGGUGUGCUUCAGCCGCUCAGAGACAUGUCAGGGAUGAUGAUCGCUCCUGUAGUGGCCAACCUCGGGCCCCUGGAGGCCUUGUCUUUCAAGCCCAACCCUGGAGAGGUGGAGGAGAUCUUCACCCUAUCCGUGUGUCACGUCUGCAGCCCAGAGAACCGGGGCUACACACACUUCCGCACUGGGGAUCGCUACGGUUACACACUCCCGGUGUUCCGUAACGGGAAGCACCGCGUCUGGGGCCUCACCGCCGUCGCCCUCGACCACGCCCUCAAACUCAUCCUGCCGCCAUAACCAUUGGUCUGCACUGUCCAAUCAGAACAGGUCUUGAUAUAAAAGCACAUAUAACUAUGUACAAGAAUUUAGGGAUUAAUUAUUAUUUGAAAUGUGCAGUAUCAUGGUUGGGAUACAUUUUCCGUUCAGUAUUAUAUUAAUGUUGAUUCAAACCUAAUGCAUGAAGUGAAUUGAAUUCUUUAAAAAGAAUUCAUGGAAAACAAUGGACUGAAUUGGAAUUGAGCCUUAAACUGACCAAUCAGGAUGUCUUGGGUUCAGUGUACCAUACCACUUUCACACAGUUUGGUAAUUUGGGAUAACAGAUACAUACUACAGCCCAGUCAAAAACAAACUGAUUUCUCUCCCACUUACCUUGUGUGCAGUUGUCGUCCUACUUUACCUCACCUCGGUUCAGCUCGUCCAUACUUGCAUACACACUGCUGUCAGUGGGCUGUCCAUCAACGCAAUAAAGACACAUUUCAACCGUU
This is a messenger RNA of Osmerus eperlanus (European smelt), 1890 nucleotides long. It is a transcript of the gene nudt8, whose product is annotated as nudix (nucleoside diphosphate linked moiety X)-type motif 8. Bases 158 to 1423 code for a protein of 421 amino acids. The record is from RefSeq and is a predicted model, not a curated record. The transcript has 5 exons. Gene Ontology annotation, molecular function: coenzyme A diphosphatase activity. NCBI's taxonomy places the organism in Eukaryota, Metazoa, Chordata, Actinopteri, Osmeriformes, Osmeridae.